UUGUGAGUUAUGAAAUAUUAGUUUGGUAUAGCAAAAAUAUGAGUAACUUACUCCACAAGUCUGAAAGGAUGUUUAUACAUCCCUGACAGAUGAGGAAGGGACUUUUUCCAUUCACUUCAUACAUUUAACAUUCUCAUGGGACUGUGGCAGACUGAGUGAGGGAUGUACCUCAGUCGAAACUUUAUCUGCAGUGAGGUAGUCCAUGUCACUCAAGGCGCAUUCCAUUGACUGAGAGGUGUUUUCACCAAGCUACAUACCCUGCAUAUUCUACCGAACACGUACUGUAGUAGACUUAAACAGGGAUCUGCUUAUGUUUGAGACAAACUGUUAUUGAAACUGGGAAAUACUCUGCUGUGCUGCAACGAAACUUUCAUACAGUUAAACAAAAUAUUAUAGGAACACGGGGAGAAUGGAUCACGCGCAACGAAAGUCUGAUGUAUUUGCUUUACAAGAGGUGUGACACAUUGAAGUGAGUUCGACAUGGCAUGCUGGAAAUGGUGCCGUCGGACAUGGGUUUGUUGCCUGGACGAUGAAGAGAGGAGGAGCAUUGCUAUUGACAAUGAGAUUCAGAAGAUUCUCCGACAGCAGAAGAACAGAGAACGCAAAGAAAUCAAAGUUCUUUUACUCGGCACAGGGGAGAGUGGGAAAACCACCUUCAUCCGACAGAUGAGGAUCAUCCAUGGAAGUGGCUUCUCUGAGGAGGAAAGACAGGACUUCGCCAAGCUCAUCUAUCAGAACAUCUUCACGGCUGUGAAAGCUAUGACCCGGGCCAUGAUCACCCUCCGACUGCCCUAUGCCUACCCAGAGAAUGAGAUGAAUGCCAGGUGGGUGCAGGAUGUGGACACAGUGCAGGUCAUCCAGCUGGACCGUGGCUUUGUGGAAGCUAUCCGCCAUCUAUGGGCCGACCCAGGCCUCCGGGUCUGCUACAGCCGCCGCAGCGAGUAUCAGUUGCUGGACUCCACAGAGUAUUAUAUGACCAAUCUGGACCGCAUAUCUGCCCCAGACUACAUCCCCACUGCUCAGGACGUGCUGCGGGUACGAUUCCCCACCACUGGCAUCCAUGACUACUCCUUCACCGUAAAGACCAUCACACUCAGGAUUGUGGAUGUGGGUGGACAGAAGUCAGAGAGGAGAAAGUGGAUCCAUUGUUUUCAGGAUGUGACAUCCCUCAUUUUCCUGGCUUCCCUCAGCGAGUAUGACCAGGUCCUGGAGGAGAGAGAGACUGAUCAGAAGCGUAUGCAUGAGAGCUUGGCUUUGUUCUACACCACCAUCCAUUCCCCCUGGUUCCUCAACACCUCCAUCAUCCUCUUUCUCAACAAGACAGAUAUCCUGGCUGACAAGAUCCAGGCAUCCGACCUGCAGAAGUACUUCCCAGGGUUCACAGGAAAGCGACGUGACGCUCAGGAUGCUAUGAAGUACAUCCAGAAGAUGUAUGAGCAGCAGGCUCACAGCCGGGACAAGAAGGAAGAUAGCAAGACGCUGUACCCACACUUCACCUGCGCCACCGACACCAACAACAUCCGCAAAGUGUUCAGUGAUGUCAAGGACACGGUGCUCCUCAAGUCUCUCAUGGAGUUUGGGGUGAUCUGAGGGCCUGGGGACCCGCCUACCUAUGGGGCCACACUCAACCAACAACCACUCAGGGCAGAACAGGCUCUCCCUCCGUCUCUCCCUUGCUUAGUUUUCUCAAUCUCAGCUCCAGUGGGGAUGCUCUCGGGCCAAACCUCCUUAUUGCAGGAAGGAAUCUCUACCUGGAGAGCAGAACAGAAUGGAGGGACUCCUAUGACUCCUGUAUCACUAACCUGUUUUACACACACACACACACACACACACACACACACACACACACACACACACACACACACACACACACACACACACACACACACACACACACACACACACACACACACACACACACACACACACACACACACACACACACACACACACACACACACACACACACUCUGGUUGUUAUUUUAUAAUGUUGUGUGUAAGGGCGUGGAGAUGUAGUGGCUCUACCAGUGGUUGAAACUGGACUAGAGAUGUCAUGAAGUGCUGUGUCUCCAUUAUGUGAGUGAUGACUUUAGUUGGUGGAGAUGAGAACUCUAUAUCCCUCUAUAUCCCUACCACAACCCUGUUGAUAGAAAAUGCCUCUAGAGAUCACUACAGAAGAUUCAACUCUAUCUGUGUGUUGAAUUAACACUACUGUACACAUGCGUUGCAGUCAUUACAUAACCAGUUCACACCUAUGAGAAGUAGCCACCACUGAAGGCUUGUGUCACAUUUUGUGUUUGGUUGGUCUUUUAAUUGGUUUGCUUGGUUGACACCCGUAUAUGUUGUCGCUGUCUCGGGUGUGAGAUGUGAUGCAGGCGAGAAAUGUGGGAUUUGAGGCGUUUACUACAGCUGUGAUCGAUAAGGUGUCAGAAAUCACUUGAUGUCAUAACGGGUUCCCCUGAUACAGUGUGUUAUGGAAUGCAAUGCUGUACUGUACACUGUUAGGAUUCUUGGUUUGGUUUUUGGUGGAUACUUUUGUUUAGUCUCUUCCCCUAAUGUGCCUGCCUUACGGCCAGUCACUACCUGCUAUACUUUGAGUUCAUGUGGGAACAACAACGCCGGUGAAUGUAUACAUUAACCAACAAAUGAGAGUGCUUAAGAGCAGCAGCCAAGUACAGGGUUAUGACUAGCUGGCAGGCAUGCUGAUGUUAAAGCUGAAAUGUAAUCAAAGAUCUCAUUCAAUUCCUAGGACCCUGUUAGGACUGCUAUUAGGUGGCUCAGAGAGGCCAGUUAAAAGGAACGCCUGGCAUCGCGGGUGGUUCAAGUCUUGCCACUGUCUGAUAGCUCGAAAAAUCAACAUGCAGUUAUGAUGUGAAUGGUUGUAGGCUUUAGGCUACGGUAGGGCUUUUGAUUUGAGCAGUGGAGUUUUUUGUGCUUCGCUGCAGAGUGGCAUGAAAGGUUACACAGCAAACAAGGAUUUAAUCAUUGUGUCAAGACUAUAAACAACAACUCAUUAUUCAUAGUUGGCUUGCCCUUUUACUCUGGUCCCCUAUCAAUAUUUAUGUUCAGUCAAUAUUUAGUUUAGCAGGCUCAGGCUGUGCUCAACUUGUUUCAUGUUCAGUAGCAUUUUAUAUUGGAUUCGAUAUUGGUGUAAUUUAAGCGAUAUGGCCUCUAUAAAUAUGAGUGAGUGGAGCAGGAUGGAGUCUGUCAGAUAAUACAGGCAAUGAUAUUUUGACCUGUGUGCGUCACUAAAGCAGAUGAUGAGUGUGUCAGUGGAAAAGGACUUCAAAGUCAGAUUAAAACCUCUUCCAUUAAAUUGAAGUCAGUAAUAACAAAUUGCAGGCAUGGAUCAUACAAUAUGCAUCGAAUUUAUUCAGGUUUGAGAAGAUUGCUUUGCUGCAGUGUGAAGAAUGUGUUGUUGCUUUUUACUCAAAAACAUUUUUGGUAAAGGACUUGGGUCUGAAUGUGCAACUAAAUGUAUAGCUAUAUUCCCUUGUAGAACUGAACAUAGGCUCUGAUGAAUUAUUAAUUGUAUUCAGCUUAUUUUGUUAUAUUAGACCACCUCAUUAACAGCUAGUGUGAUAGAAGGUGAUGCACUGUAUAUAUUACAGACUAACAUUGGGAGAACUCUUAUUUGGUGCAAAUAUUUUGUAUAGAUUUGGGAAGAAUUUUGGGAAAUAUUUUCUAAUUAAAGUUGUGUUUUGAAAAAGA
Messenger RNA from Oncorhynchus gorbuscha (pink salmon), 3711 nucleotides. RefSeq names its product guanine nucleotide-binding protein subunit alpha-11-like. Gene Ontology annotation, molecular function: G-protein beta/gamma-subunit complex binding; GTPase activity; G protein-coupled receptor binding. Gene Ontology annotation, biological process: action potential; adenylate cyclase-modulating G protein-coupled receptor signaling pathway; phospholipase C-activating dopamine receptor signaling pathway. The record is from RefSeq and is a predicted model, not a curated record. The transcript is spliced from 8 exons. NCBI's taxonomy places the organism in Eukaryota, Metazoa, Chordata, Actinopteri, Salmoniformes, Salmonidae. Bases 481 to 1590 code for a protein of 369 amino acids. Gene Ontology annotation, cellular component: heterotrimeric G-protein complex.